Messenger RNA from Rangifer tarandus platyrhynchus (Svalbard reindeer), 519 nucleotides. Lineage: Eukaryota; Metazoa; Chordata; Mammalia; Artiodactyla; Cervidae. The record is from the annotation of a GenBank genome assembly.
AUGCGGCUGUCGUUCGCCGCCGCGAUCUCCCACGGCCGCGUAUACCGCCGCCUAGGCCUUGGUCCCGAGUCCCGCAUCCACCUGUUGCAGAACUUGCUUACGGGACUGGUGCGACACGAACGCAUCGAGGCGUCAUGGGCACGCGUGGACGAGCUGAGAGGCUACGCCGAGAAGCUCAUCGACUACGGGAAGCUGGGAGACACCAACGAACGAGCCAUGCGCAUGGCUGAUUUCUGGCUCACGGAGAAAGACUUGAUCCCAAAGCUGUUUCAAGUACUGGCCCCUCGGUACCAAGGUCAGAAUGGGGGCUACACGAGAAUGCUGCAGAUCCCAAAUCGGAAUCAGCAGGAUCGGGCCAAAAUGGCAGUCAUUGAGUACAAAGGGAACUGUCUCCCACCCCUGCCCCUGCCACGCAGAGACAGCAACCUUACACUCCUAAACCAGCUGCUUCAGGGGCUGCGGCAGGACCAGGAAGCAAGCACCCACAGUUCCCGCCUAGCUCAAACACCAGAGGUUUAA